Molecule: messenger RNA, 718 nt
Organism: Brassica oleracea var. oleracea
Lineage: Eukaryota; Viridiplantae; Streptophyta; Magnoliopsida; Brassicales; Brassicaceae
Source: RefSeq, a predicted model, not a curated record
GAGGACUUAUCUCGUAUUAAUGAUGCUGAGUCUCUGUAAACAAACACAACAAUUGGUUCCUGGAAUGUGGCAAACCACGCCUAUUUUUACACAUGUUGCUGGUUAUCUAAAUACUACAAAAGAAUCUCUCCUGAUGAAGAUAGCAUGGGAGAUGAUGAACCCUGAGUACAAAAAAGGAACGCAGAGGAAACCUACUACUACAGUGAAAAAGAAAGAUCCUAUUAGUAAGACUGCUGCUCCUAGUAAGAAAACUUCUGCAACCACAACCCAAAACAAUGCAGAAAGUGAAAAGAAAAAGAGACUUAGUGCAUAUAUCAAUUUGGAUGUCUUGGAUAAGCUAUUUGAUGAUGAGAACUCUCCAAAGAGGACUAAGUUGGAGAAACUAGUUGGUGUUGGUGACCAAGUGAAAAAUUCACAGCAAAGAAGUGAAGAAGAAUGUCUUUUGGAACCUGAAGGUUUUGAAGAAGAAGAUAAACCGGUCUGGAACGAGGAUUACAGUACUGAAGAAGCUAAUGGAGGAGAGGACGAAUUCUAUGGUGGUGCUGAUCUUGAAUAUGAAGAUCAAGAUGAAGCAUAAUAUAAUGAAGAUAUUAUUUGGUGAUCUCAUCAUACAUUGUGAAUUGAUCUCAACAACAUUGAUUAUUAUUACUUUUUUGACAAAAUCUCUAAAAUUACAUUCAUCAUCUUUUCCUAUCUAAUAAAUGAAAAGCCUUCCACA